Messenger RNA from Vombatus ursinus (common wombat), 1415 nucleotides. Its product is annotated as mitochondrial amidoxime reducing component 2-like. The record is from RefSeq and is a predicted model, not a curated record. The transcript has 8 exons. Gene Ontology annotation, molecular function: molybdopterin cofactor binding; pyridoxal phosphate binding; molybdenum ion binding. NCBI's taxonomy places the organism in Eukaryota, Metazoa, Chordata, Mammalia, Diprotodontia, Vombatidae. Gene Ontology annotation, cellular component: mitochondrial inner membrane. The coding region runs from base 162 to 1205 and encodes 347 amino acids. Gene Ontology annotation, biological process: nitrate metabolic process.
CCUCCUGACGAAGGCCGCGGGGAAGUCCCGGGGUGAAGCUCUAGCCCUUCUUGCUCCACCCUGCUGCGAGCUGGUAUCCAGUGGCUUUCUCUGACCCGUCUGUGCCGACCACCCGCAGACAGUGUCCGCUACGCACUGCCAUUGGCGGUCUAGCAGCUGCAAUGGGAGCCGCGGCCUCCUCGGCUCUGACUGGCCUCCGCCAUGCGCUCCCAGCCUCGGCGCAGUCCAGGGCCGCCUGGCUCUGGGCGGCCGCGCUGGGACUGGCCGCUGCCGCGGCGCUGGGGGCCGCCGCCUGGAGCACUACGGGCCGGCGAUGGCGGCGGUGGCGGCGGGGGCCGCGGCAGCUGCGGCAGGUGGGCACCGUGGCGCAGAUCUGGAUCUACCCCAUUAAGUCUUGCAAGGGGGUGAUCGUGAACGAGGUCGAAUGCACCGAGAUGGGGCUGCGCAGCGGCAACCUGAGAGACAGGUUUUGGCUGGUGACUAAGGAAGAUGGUCACAUGGUCACUGCAAGGCAGGAGCCUCGCUUAGUGCUGAUCAACAUAAUGUGGGACAAUGACCAAAUGACCCUCAGUGCUCCAGAUAUGAACGAUCUGGUUGUACCUAGAAAACUAUCCUCUACCAAUGCUAUUCGGGACUGCAGGAUAUUUGGCGUUGACAUUCAGGGUAGAGACUGUGGAGAUGAAGUAGGCCAGUGGAUCACCAGCUUCUUAAAAACAGAAACAUUUCGACUGGUUCAGUUUGAGACCCACAUGGCAGGAAGAAAGUCAAAAGAAAUUUGUCAUCCCUCUGUUCAGAAUUAUGAGGUGGCUUACCCUGACUGCUGUCCCGUCAUGAUGCUCUCAGAAGCUUCCCUGUCAGAUCUUAAUACCAGGCUUGAGAAGAAACUGAAAAUGGAACAAUUUAGGCCAAACAUCGUGGUGACUGGUUGCAGUGCUUUUGAGGAGGAUACCUGGGAUGAAAUCCUAAUUGGAAGUGUGGAAAUGAACAAGGUUUUGGCUUGCCCCAGAUGUAUCAUGAUAACAGUGGACCCAGACACUGGAAUCAUUACUAGGAAAGAGCCCCUGGAAACAUUGAAGAGCUACCGCCUCUGUGAUCCAGCGGAGAAGCAUCUAUACAAGUCAGACCCACUCUUUGGGAUGUAUUUUUCAGUGGAAAAAAUUGGAAGCCUAAAAGUCGGUGACCCUGUGUAUCUGAUGACUCAGUGAUGGAGGUCCUGGGGGGUGACUGGUUGAUAUGGUCACAAUACUGAAAAGGGAUUGACCAGGAUCUCACAGUGACAUUUCUACAGACCCAUAACAUAAAACCUUUUAGUAGAUUUGUCUUGGAAAACCUCUAUAAUACUUCUGACUCCCUACUGACACUUAUGUUCUGUGUGUUAAUGUGACAAAAGGAAAAAUCUGGGUGGGGGGGCUGAG